UCAUUAAAUCAGGGCUCUGAGCUGAGCUCCUCUGAAGAUGAGGGGUCAGUUGAUUGGCAGCCCCCAAAGAAUGGAACAGAAGAAGAGGAGGAAGAGGAGGAAGAGGAGGAGGAGGAAGAAGAGACCAGUGUGAAGCGAAGGGUUCCCCAGCUGCAAAAGAAAUGGCCUGCACCCACACCCAGGAACAGUCAGAAUACAAAAUUGCAGACUUUAUCUGUCAAAUUGAAUUGUCCCACUUUAAAGACACUGGCAAUGAUUCAGGUUUAUGUAAGCCCAGCCACUGCUGACAUCUUGGCAAAACAGUCACAGAAUGUUUGUGCAGUGACUAAAUCAGAGACAGAAAAGACUUCUGAUGAAACCAAGUUUUGUGACACUACAGUGAAAAUUAAAAGACAAGAGCCAUCAGAAGAGGAGGAGAGAAAGACCUGUGAGGAGGAAAGGAUGAAGCUGCAGGAGGAGCAUCAGAGGAAAGAAGAACGACAUGUAAAAGAAGUGACAAAGGAGAGAGGACAACAUGGAGACAAAGAGGUCAAAGCUGAGAGAGAGCCUGCAAGGAGAAAAGGACCAGGUGGAGAAGAGGCAGUGAAAGAGGAGGGGAGGUGUCUGAGGAGAAGAGGACAACAUGGAGACAAAGAGGUCAAAGCGGGGAGAGGGCGUCCAAGGACAAAAGGACCAGGUGGAGAAGAGGCAGUGAAAGACGAGGGGGGGUGUCUGAGGAGAAGAGGACAACAUGGAGACAAAGAGGUCAAAGCAGGGAGAGGGUGUCCAAAGAGAAAAGGACCAGGUGAAGAAGAGGCAGUGAAAGAGGAGGGGAGGUGUCUGAGGAGAAGAGGACAACAUGGAGACAAAGAGGUCAAAGCAGGGAGAGGGUGUCCAAAGAGAAAAGGACCAGGUGAAGAAGAGGCAAUGAAAGAGGAGAGGAGAUCGCCAUCUCCAGUUCCCUGUCCAGCGGUGGUGGCGUCCUUCGUCGUGUUUUCUCUGCCCGUCUUUUGA
This is a messenger RNA of Scatophagus argus, 993 nucleotides long. RefSeq names its product capping protein inhibiting regulator of actin dynamics-like. The transcript is spliced from 4 exons. Lineage: Eukaryota; Metazoa; Chordata; Actinopteri; Scatophagidae. Bases 253 to 993 code for a protein of 246 amino acids. The record is from RefSeq and is a predicted model, not a curated record.